GAUCGCAGUAUCGCUGUGUGGGACAUGGGACCUUAUCCGCAGGACAUCCAACUGCGCCAGGUGCUUGCGGGACACAGGGCAGCUGUCAACGUGGUUGACUUUGAUGAGAAGUUCAUAGUCUCUGCCAGCGGUGACCGUACGAUUAAGUUUCCGCAAAUGCUUUUGAGUGACUGGCAGGAGUUAACGUCUAUGUCGGAACUGGGGCGAACGACUUAUUGCUCCCUGUCUUGUCUCGUUGUUUCUGGCAUUCACGCUCGAAGUCCACUUUACUGCUAG
Molecule: messenger RNA, 276 nt
Organism: Dibothriocephalus latus
Lineage: Eukaryota; Metazoa; Platyhelminthes; Cestoda; Diphyllobothriidea; Diphyllobothriidae
Source: the annotation of a GenBank genome assembly